Molecule: messenger RNA, 945 nt
Organism: Bactrocera neohumeralis
Lineage: Eukaryota; Metazoa; Arthropoda; Insecta; Diptera; Tephritidae
Exons: 1
Coding region: 1-945 (314 amino acids)
Source: RefSeq, a predicted model, not a curated record
AUGUCCUUAUCGCCACAGACGCCACUGUCAUCGACGCCGGCACCGGAAGGAGCGGAGAAGGCCGUUCGAGCGCUCACACUGUUUGAGACGCUCCGUACGUCCCUUGAGGCCGACCGACUACACAUGCAACCCGUGGUCGUUGCGACGUCGAGCCCAACAACAACAGCGGCGGCGACGAAGAAGGGCCGGGCAAGACACGGUGCUCCCACCGUUGCCGCUGCCGCUGCGGGUUGGACGGAUGGCACCGCCGCCGCGGAGGAUCCCGAGAAACAGCUUCUGCGGCGGCAGCUGCAGCAUGCGGAGGAGCUCGUGAAGAAACUGCAUGACAAAAACACCGCCCUCCGCCGCAGCCUUCAGCAACUGGAGGAGGCGGAAGCGGACAGUAGGGCGCAGCUGACAGCGAAGACCGCCUCCGUUGCCCAGCAAGAGCGCCAGCAGCAGCAGGUGAUGGCACAGCUGAGGUCAAAAGUGAAGGAACUGUCGGCAGCCCUUGCAGAGCAACAGCAGCAGCGGCGACUAGACCAGGCGGAGGCCCCACCCGCGCCUCCAGCGGCAGCAACAGCAACAGCAGCAGCAGGGAGCUCGCAGAAUCAAUCAGUGCGCAUCCUUGCACUAGAGUCCGAACUGGGAGCGCUCGCUCACCGCGUGAAGCUCUGUGAGGCCCAACGAGAUCGUCUAGCCGAAGUUCAGCUCGCCUCCGUGCUGCUCGCACCCGUGCCGCCGCCGUCCCAGGGCCAACCAGGCGCCGCGUUAGACGCAGCAAAGCAGAGUGCACAGGAAGCCCGCAUCGCCAAGCUGGUGAAUGGGGAAGUGCGGAAGCUUUUCGCGGCGAUGCGUCUGCAGUUGGUGGAGGAGGCAACUCUUCGCGAGGUGGAGCGCAGCCGUCGCAACGAACUCCUCUUUUUACAGGAGCGACAGAAGGAUGCUGACGGCGGUGACCUGUGA